GAGAGAGAGAGAGAGUGAAGAAGGUGCUGAUUCUGAGAAGCAGAAAUGAGAGACGAAGAAGGGCAAACAGUUCCUUGCAGCAGCAGCAGCAUAAACGGAGCAGCAAAUUUGAGUGUGAAGAAAGAUGGGUGUGGAUUUGAGGGCGUGUUUGGGAGAGGGAAGUACAAGCUGUGGGCUUUGGGCGCCAUUACUCUGCUCGCAGUUUGGUCUAUGUUCACUGGCACCGUCACUCUAAAAUGGUCUGAUGUUAAUCUCAAACACGCCUCUAAUGAUUUGGACCCCUCUCUCCAUUCUGAUCUUGAUGUUCUGGAUGUAGAUGAGAGGGAAAAGAUGGUGAAGCAAAUGUGGAAUGUAUACAAGCACAGCAGCGUUGCUAAACUGCCAGGCUUCUGGAGGGAUGCAUUUGGGGCAGCAUACCAAGACUUGACCAGUGAGGUUGCUAAUGUGAGAAACACGGCGUUUUGGGAGAUUGCCAAGAUGUCGUUCCGUGCAGCCAACAUCUACGAUUCAUCUCCUGCUGAAUUGGCUGCUAGAGAAUCGAAGGAGGAGGUUCGACUAAGAAUUAAGCUGGGGAAGACGAGAAAGCAGAAAUGAGAUGAACUGCAUAUGUUGCAUGCCUCAAUGAUGUAAUUGUUUGAUUUCCUCAUCACAUUAUCAUAUGCCAUCAUGGACCAUAUAUAUAAAUUAUUUCACUAGAUAUACUGGCUUGGCAUCGUCAUUGCAAAGUGAUGAGAUGUCUCAAUGCUUAGUAGUAAUAUAUUACGCUAGAGCGUGCUCCAAUUGGGAGGAUAACUGUAAUAAAUCUUGAUCCUAUCAAAUAAUUAAUAGUUUACUUUCGAAUCCAA
This is a messenger RNA of Salvia miltiorrhiza (redroot sage), 845 nucleotides long. RefSeq lists its product as uncharacterized. The record is from RefSeq and is a predicted model, not a curated record. The transcript has 3 exons. NCBI's taxonomy places the organism in Eukaryota, Viridiplantae, Streptophyta, Magnoliopsida, Lamiales, Lamiaceae. Bases 46 to 594 code for a protein of 182 amino acids.